GCUGAUUGCGGGGCAGGCUCCCCUCAGGCUGGGGCUCCGACGUGAGGGGUCGGGGAAGGCCGGUGCGGGGAGCCGGGGAGCCAUUGUGGGCGGCCUCACAGACUUUGAACCGAGCCGCCCCGCCGCGGGCCAACAAAGGCCCCGGCCCCCGGGAGCGUCGGCCGGGCCGGCCUCCGGUUUGUUCCGAAGGGGCGUCGCCGCGUCUGCCCCAGCUUGUGGGUGGGCGAGAGGUUCUCCUGCCCACCCUGGGCAAAGUGCGGGGCUUGCAGAGGCUUUCGAUCAGGGAAACUUUACAAUUUGUUUACAAUUGCCGUGUCCCGGGAAAGAGCUGCAGUUCAAGGGAAUGUCAGCAGGUUAGACAUCCUGCACCAGAACCUUCGGCGCUUAAUUCUUUGCCCGGGACGGGAUGCCUCCCGUUUGGGAAUCGGAGUGUGACACUGCUGCCAGAGAGUCCGGGUUGUGUAACGAAGCAGGGAAAGCUGUACCUUUCUAGAGACACAUUUUUGCAGUCUUGAACGUCAAGAAAAGAUGUGGAGUGGGCUGCUACCUCCUGGCCUAAAUGAAAGUGAUGUUGAGUUGAAUUCUGAAGAUGAAGACAUAUUGGAGAACAAUGGACUUGACUUAAAGGAAGAUAAAGAAGAUGGGACCAUUACAAAAACAGAGCUCUCAGAUUUCCCUAAAGAUGGACCAAAAACUGAAGCAGAGUCAAAUUUAAAUGCGUAUGAAGAGUGUCCUUCUGGAAUUCCCUUACAUAUGUGGAAUAAAUUUCAAGAAUUGCAUAAAAAACAUUCUGAACAGAAAAUCUCAUCUUCAAGAUUCAGGAAAAAAAGAAAACGCUCUAAAAAAGGUAAAUUGAAGAAUGAAGAAGAAUCUCAUAGAGAACAGACUUCAAGUCAAACACAGUGGAAGGAACUUACUCAGUAUUUUGGAGUCAAUGAUAGGUUUGAACCCCCUGUUAAAAAGAAAAAAAUUGACAAGUCGGGCCUUGAAAAGAGCAUAGACCAGGCAGUGGAAGAGUGGAAUAUUGAGAAGGCUGAGGAACUCAGCAACCAGCUAGCUACCCGAGAGCUUGGUGUAAAAAUUGCCAAAGCAAUUGCCUGCCACAACUUUGUAAAAGCCAAAAAGGAAGCUGAAAAUUCACAGGUCGCUCGAAAAAAGAAGAAACUUGCAUGGGGAUUUGAAGCAAAGAAAAGAUGGGAAACUAAAAGCAACAUGGGAUAUAUGUAACUUGCCAGACUUCUUCAAGACAUUGCGUCAUUACUUGAGUUCCCACUUGAGUCUUCCAUUGCUCAAUUUAGUGAAAAGAUUUUCCUGCUUGUGUUAAUAAUAUAUGUUAGGAAAUUGACAGAAGUAGAAAAAAGAUGCAUAAAAUUUGGGAGUUGAUUAUCAGAUCUUUUCAAUCUUUUCUAACAAGUUCAUCCUAUUGAAGUGAAUGGAAUUGAGUAUUCUGUUAUUUGUACAAGGAAUCUGAGCAUAUGUAGAGGGGGAAAAAAUAGAAUUUUAUUUAUUUCUAUAGACCUGCAGUAUAAAAUCAAUUUUACUUUUCAUCCAUUUGGUGUAGCAUAGCCAAUGAGCUCCUUGUACUUUCUUAUCUGUACUUAGUAUAACUGCACUUAUUCUGGAAUUGUGUUUUUAAGAUUGGCAUUUGUUUAUAAUGGAUUAGUCAUAAGUGCAAGAAAGUCUCAAUUGCUGUUGUCUUUACAGAUAACUUUAUCUUAAUGUUAUAAAAGUAAUUAUUGGUUCUUUAUUGGAAGCAGUAGAGUUGAUACUUCACAGUCUCAAAAUAAAAGCGAUUGAUUAAUUUUUAUGUACCUUCAGAUAAAACAUUAUAAUUUUAAAAAAGAGACAGAAUGUAGUGUUUGGAGGAUGAUUUAAAUUCAGCUCUGCCUGGAACUGUCUUCCUAAAUAUUUCUUUCAGCCAUAUCAUUUUUUAAAAUUUUGAGAUGAUUCUUAGAAAAGAAAAUGAUAUUAUAUUAGAAUGUUGUUAACUCAAGACAAUAUAACUUUGAACCUUCUAAGAA
Pteropus alecto (black flying fox) is the source of this 2021-nucleotide messenger RNA. RefSeq names its product family with sequence similarity 204 member A (gene FAM204A). The coding region runs from base 529 to 1227 and encodes 232 amino acids. NCBI's taxonomy places the organism in Eukaryota, Metazoa, Chordata, Mammalia, Chiroptera, Pteropodidae. The transcript is spliced from 8 exons. The record is from RefSeq and is a predicted model, not a curated record.